Messenger RNA from Penicilliopsis zonata CBS 506.65, 388 nucleotides. RefSeq lists its product as hypothetical. NCBI's taxonomy places the organism in Eukaryota, Fungi, Ascomycota, Eurotiomycetes, Eurotiales, Aspergillaceae. The record is from RefSeq and is a predicted model, not a curated record. Bases 69 to 260 code for a protein of 63 amino acids. The transcript is spliced from 2 exons.
UCAUCUUCACUCCUCAUCUUUAAGCCAUAGAAACUCUUCAUCAAGUCUUCAACUUUAGUUCAGCCAACAUGAAGUUCAUCUCCAUUCCAAUCGCUCUUGUCCUCUCAUUUGCUGUCCUUGUGGCUGCAUCUCCCCUUGAGAAGAAGAGCUGUACCACGAUCAUCUGUGCCGAAGAGACUGUCCAAAUAUGCUGCGCUGACUAUGGAAGCGAGGGGCUUUGCGAAAACAGCACCUGCUACUGUGGAGUUGGCUGCAUUUAAGCCAGGCAACCUCCCUGCCUAAUUCACCUCUUCUCUCUAAUUUUGCAUAUAUUGGCAGCACGGGGAGGAUGCACAGAUGAAGAAUACACAGUUACUAAGUCAGAUGAGAUAGUUAUAUUAAAAUGAAA